UCAUGGAGGCAGUCCAUGGCCGUCGGCCCCUGUGCACCAUCGCGGUCGUCUUGGGCGACCCGAGGUCGUCGAUUAAGCAUCCAUGGAGUUACGGCUCCACAGCCCCGCCGGCGCCGAGCCGGCGGUCUACCCCUGGCCACUUUCCACCUCGGACAAGCAUGACGGUGCCAUCGAAAUUGUCGAGACGAUUCGAUGGGUCUGCGAGGACUUUCCGGAGCUCAAGGCGGCCAUGGAAAACCACGUCCUCAAUGACUAUGACACCAAAAGCUAUGAGAGCAUGCGGACCCUCUGCGACAAGUACAACAGAGCGAUCGACAGUUUCUUGCAACUGUGGAAGGGCACGUCGCGUCCUGAGCGGCUGCACACGCGACCGUCGACGGCGCUCCUGCGGCACAUCUUGCAGCAGGUGUACAACACGGCCAUUGUCGAUCCCGAGAGGCUCAACUCGUACGAGCCUUUCUCUCCCGAGGUGUACGGCGAGACGUCCUUUGAGUUUGUGGCGCAGAUGAUCAACGAGCUCGAGUUCACACCCGACGAUGUCUUCAUAGACCUGGGCAGCGGCGUAGGACAGGUGGUUCUCCAGGUGGCAUCCUCGACGCCUUGCAAGAUGUGCAUCGGCAUUGAGAAGGCUGAGGUGCCAUCGCGGUACGCGCAGUCUAUGGAUGCGCUCUUCCAGUUCUGGAUGCGCUGGUAUGGCAAGACCCAUGGGGACUACAGACUCAUCAAGGGCGACUUCCUUCAUGAUUCUCACCGGGAUAUGGUCCUGAACGCCUCGAUUGUUUUUGUCAACAACUUUGCAUUUGGGCCAACGGUAGACCACAUGUUGAAAGAGAGGUUUGCCGAGUUGAAGGACGGCUCGCGGAUCGUCUCCUCUAAGGCCUUCUGUCCUCUCAACUUUCGUAUCACGGACAGAAACCUCAGCGACAUUGGAACCAUCAUGCACGUCAAGGAGAUCCAGCCUCUGAAGGGCUCGGUCUCUUGGACGGGCAAGCCGGUCUCCUACUAUCUUCAUGUCAUAGACCGGACGAAGCUUGAGCAGUAUUUCCAACGCCUCAAGAAUCCUAAGCUGAGGGACGACGACGCGUCAAGCAAUUCGUCGCGGAGCCGUCGCAGCAACGGCCACAAUGGUCACGGCACGCGCUCGGCAAACGGCAGCGUCUGCAACGGCAGCCUGAGCCACGACUCAUCAUCCAACGACUCGAGGGUUGACGACUGCCUCGUGCUGGGACCCACAACACGCCGGGCCUGGUCCGACUGGUGCAACAAGGGGCCGAUGCCAAGCGGGAAACAGGGCAGCAGUGUGUCGGCUCAUAGCAGCGGGCAUGAGAGCAACGAUGAGAAUGAGCCUGUGAAGAGGCGACCAAAAGCACCAAGACGAACCCCACGGCGGAAAAAGCCAAGCAAGGUGGAUUCCGGGGCGUCAUCAGUCGCAUCGGUUGAGGUGCGCAAGGGACCGGGACGGCCAAAGAAAUCGCCCCAGCGUACCAACAGGCGCGUAGGGCGCAAGCCAAUGAAGUUCAGCGGCCUCGAUCUGCUGCAUGCCCAGACGGUGCUGAGCACAUCCAGUGCAGCUGCCAUGCACACGGAGCCUGCCCCGGGCUGUGUGGACCAGAAACUCGGGGGCUUGGCUCCGGAAGAAGGGUCGCUCUCUAGCGAGCUGCCGACCGGCUUCCACGAAGUCACCAUCAAGACCGAGCCACCCACGGAGACGUCCAUGGACAGCAUCACAGCGGCCGCCUUGACCAGCUCAAUGGCCGCGUCGGGCCCGCCGCCGCGACCGCUGACUCCAUUGGUCGAGCCGCCCGAGCUGAAGGCAAUGCUGAACGAUUUUCGGGCGCAGUACAUGGCCAUGCUGAACCACAUGCGGACCGAGCAGUACCGGCAGCAGGUCAAGGAGCACAUUGCCAGGGAGAGGGAACGCAACGAGAGGCUAGUGGCUAAAGCAGCACACUUGGAGCGGCAGAUCAAGCACCUCAUCGAUGACAGCGUGGUCCUGCUCAAGGCACGCAUGAACGAGCUGGGAGUGCAGAGCCACACACCCGCCGACCUUAUCAACAAAUGGCGUCUUCAGAGAGCAAGUGCCGACAGCCAUCGUACACUGCUUCAGGCAAAAGAAAUUGUGGUGCGCCACAAGGAAUUGCAAGCAAAGGCAGCAACCUUGGAGCGAGAGGUCAUUCACCUGGAGGAGCAGCAGGCAGAAGUGCUGGCGAGGCAGGUUCCAAACGUCAGGGUCCCGCUACCCCCGACACAGGGGGUCACGGCCAACAACCAUCUGGCUUCAUCGACAGGAGUGGACAGCUCCGCCGCUGUCCCCACCAUUACCACCUCGGCUGCUGCGGCGACUACCAAUGGCUUCUUUCUGCCCCACAACCCUGAGGAGCUGAGCCAGCUGUCACAGGAGCACAUAUUGCGCGAAAUCAGCAGCACCCUGUCGCAGCGUCGCAAGCUUCACAACAAAGUCCAAAAGCUGGAAGGUGAAGUGCAGGAGCUGGAACGCACCCUAGUCUCGCCACCUCCACGGAGGCCGCCCACGCUUGUCUCUCCUUUCGCCACAAUGCAGCAACACCCACAGCCUCCAUCUGUGCCAAUCUCUCUUGCGGGACCAGUCCCCGACCUUGUCUCUGAUCCCAUUGCAACGCAGCAGCAGAUGGACAGCAAGCCCGACGACUUGUCAAAUCGAAUCAUUCGUGCGACAACGCCGCCGCCCCCCAAGCUAGGACCCCAGGCCAUGACAUCGGCUUCGCCCGCUGCCGCUUGGCCGUCCACUUCCGUUUUGGCAAAGACGGCCGCUCAGGAGUCGCCGGUGCCGACAGAUUCGAGCAGCGUGGUUACGGAGCAUGGCCCUCCUGUCGGUGGGCCGCCUAGUGUCAUACAGAGUGCCCCGCCAAAGGAAAAAGGUACCAAAGACAAGGUUGCCGCUGCUUCUCUUUCCAAGGUGGCGGUGUCGGCAACUUUGAAUGCUGAGGAUACCCAACCGGAGAGAUCGCGGCCCCCCGUCAUUCGGAGCGGUAUCAAGGACAUUGUCGACGCGAGUUGCUUCUCGAUGACCUACUCUCCGGCAAUGGCCGCUGGGCGAGCUUCGGCCGCUCACACCGAAGCCACUCUGGCUGCUGCACCGACGGCAGUGGCAACAAAGUCCGUGGACACGUUGCACGUAAGUCGGGACAAGUCCCCAACAAAGUCGAGCCACCAUAAGGUGCCAUUGCCACUGCAGCCGCGAACGACAGCUCCUCCACCGGAAUCUCCAAUACACUGUGCCACCCAGGACGAACUGCCGCCGACGCCAAAGACACCACUCGAGGAGUCGCCUGCUGCGAGUAGUUGCGGCGGAGCUGCACAUAUGUCAUCGCGCAAGAGCAGCUCGCCGUCCAAGUCCAAGCAUAGAAAGUCACCUCGGAAACGGGAUACCAGCCCUCCUCCGCCGCCGCCUCCACCUCCACCACCACCGCCCCCACCUCCACCGCCUCCGUCAGCGUCUGCCUCACCACCUCUGCCUCAACAGGCCAAGAAGAAAGCGGAACUGGACGAUGCAGCCACGCCCACGGCAGCACCUCCGUCAAAACCGUCCAAUGGGCUCAUCUUAAACCUGGGCAGCCUUCUAGCUUCGCGGAACGGCUACAGCCCGAAGCGGGAGGACAGAGCAUCACGAAAACUCAAACGAAAGCACUCGCCGCACAAGCUGCGCGGUACAGACGCGACGGUGGAGAGCAUCAAGCCUCCUCUGUUAGGGCUUGGGGACAAGACUGUGUGCAUACGUAUGAAGUCUGAAACUGGAGUGGAUGUCGAAGAGAAGUUCACCAUCAAAGCCGAGGCGCUGUCUCGGAGGCCAGAGGGCUCUUCACAUGGCCGUCAUCACUGGCAGGCACGUGUGAGCAGUGGCUUUGACAAGCUGGUCGCACUGGCCUCCUCCAACCCGCCGCCCGAGUCGACGCCGACUGCAUCACGAAAGGAGCCGGCGACCACUGCCAGUGGGGCCUCGUCGUCUUCGUCCUCAUCGUCCUCGUCGGAGCACUGCGAGGCCCCCCGACAGGCAGCUCUGCAGCAGCAGCCGCACAAGAAGUGGGUGGUCGAUAGGGUUCACCGGAAGGACCGCGCAGGGGAAAGCGGCACGCAGCUCGAGAGCCUGUCCAUCAAGAUCAAGGCCGUGAACGCGGGCCCGCCCUCGCCGACGGCCCGCAAGAGGCAUCGGAGCCCGCCGGCUCCUUCCCUGAGCACCUCUUCCUCCAAGAAGGGGAGUGGGGCGACGGUGGCCGGCCGGUCUCCGCUGCCCAAGAGGCGGGGCCCGCGCACCCCGCCGGACACGCCCCCUCGGACUCCAUCUGCCUCCCCCGAGCGGCCCGCCACGCCACGUACGCCACUGUCGCCCGUGCCUCUUUCGCAUCGUGCCCGCCACGAAGACGAGCACCCGCACAGCCCCAUCAGCAGCGUGGAUAGCCCGUUCAGCCGACGAAGCCGUUCCACAAGCCCCUUACCUGGCAGUCCCGUUGAAGGGGAUGACGCCGACGAUGCCGACCGUGCCACGCCACGCAGUGGCACUUCCAGCACCGACGAGCCGCCACGGCCACCACUAGGCAAUACCGUGUAUAACAAGCUUGGGCUUGGCACCCGGGACAUAUCGGUCACCUCCGAGCAGCAGCAGGCAUCCUCGGUUGGCGUGGCUCCAGAUAAAGAUAGACUAUGGGACUGGGCCAAAGAGCAACCGGCAGCCACGAAAACCCUCCCAGGUACACCGUCGCUCUCGGAGCCUGCAUCAUCGUUCAGCGCCGCAGUGUCGUACGCAGGCACCAGCCUGGCUACUUCGUCGCUGCGGUCGCAGGCGCCCCUGAUGCUGGUCACCUCGUCAGCUUUGGCCCCGCCCCCGUUGCCACCUUCACUCACGCCGCAGAUGGCAGCGGCACCUCCCCCGCCGCCUCCACCACCGCACUGCUCGCUGCCGCCGCCGCUGAUGGCCAAUGUGUCUGUGCCGCCACCAUUCAACAUGCCCCCUCCACCACCUCCUCCGCGCUCGGGACCUGUGUUCAACCCAUCGCAGUUGGUGUUGCCAGACACUUCUAUCCCACCCCCGUUUCUUGGGCCCAAUCCAAUGGCGCCUCCUCCGUGCAACUUCACCGUGCCCCCGCCCAACAUAUUGGCUGCUGCGGCAACCGGCCGUCCCGCUUCUCAGCAUACUGCGGGAACUGAGCCACCGCCACAGCACAGAUCCCGCCCCCAUUUGGCCCCACCUCCUUACACGGCAGGGCCUUACACGCUACCCUUGGAGUCUGCUCAGCGAGUGCCUCAUUACACUUCGCACCCGCCUGGACUGGCACCACACAAAAUGGCCCAUCCUGUGCACGCACAGCACUACCUGACUUGACGGCGGCGUCACCGGGGCUCGACCCGAAAGCGGAAACGACGAGAUUCUCAGCAUCGCCAUCACCACACUGCCACUGCACUUGUUGACGAAGCGACGACCGUAGAGUCGCUGGGACGCAGUUCGGUCGAUGCCUGAUUAUCCUGUGCGAUGCGAUGUGUGUACGCACGCGUUCGAACGUUCUUGCUUUGGUUCCGUUUUGAAAGCUUUUUGUGGGCCAACGACCGAUGCUGGAGAGCGAAAGAGGUGAUCACAGUCAUCGUCUUUCGGUUGCUCGGGCUCCGGAUUCCUUCUAGAGGAAGGCGCCGCAUCGUUUUUUUUGUGUUUUUGACGGGGAGGGGAAGUGCGUUUCCGUUCUGUUAUAGACAGGGUGCUGCUUAUUUUGUCACUGGCCAGCGGAAACCUCACUCCUUUAAUCUUGCAUGCUGCAUUCGUGAAGAAGCACUUUUACGAGUUCUUGUACUUUGUUGCAUGCUUUAACCUUUUUUCGAUAACCCUCUCGAUUAUUUAUUGAGCGUGGCCUAUUGAUGCCGAACACGAUGAGUGCUAAGCAAGUGGAAAGAAAAUGAACGGAACUGUGGCUCGCCCAGUCGGCCUGGAAUCUACGGUCAUGCGUCUGAAUUGAAAUCAAGCAAUGCUUUCUUUUGUUGUUGUCGUCCAUUGUAGAUAUUCGGGAGUUUCGCCUUAUUGCGCAGGUCCCUGCUCAUUCGUGCGCCUUGUAUUAUAUGCAUGUGUUUACCAAUGACAUAGGAGGGUUUCCUGGCGUGGCCAGACGGUGCGAGCUGUGCGCGAGAGGCCUUCCAGGCGUAAUGGAGUCUCGAAUCAUCACCAUGUUUAACUGAUGCGCUUUUUUAUUGUCGCGCAUCGCCAAUUUGCAAUGCAAAUGCUGGUUUCAGAUGGUUCCCACGAAGCGACAAGCAAGCCGAGGGUUCUGUGAAAGAUUACAUGCUCUUCUGAGUUUCGAUGUGGAUGAGUGUAUUUAUGCUAUUUUUUUCGAUUGCCAGCUCUACCAAUGGUAUGACAAGAAGUUUGCAUGUCUAGGCCCUCGGUUUUUACGCCAGGAAAAUUAACUUGCCCUUCUCCAUGCUGUUUGUUUUAUUUAUUGUGUGUUUUUUUAGCUUGGACAUUUUCCCCUCCCCUAACCAAAGCGUGCCACAGACAUGCACUGUAGCUCAUUAUUAACUUUGAACACUGCCACCAUUUAUAAUUUUUUUUUUUAGUAUUUUUCACGAGAAACUAGUCAGAAAAAGUGAAUCGUAGUGUUUGUCCUCUAGUAGGUUCGUGGCGUUACCUUUUUUUCCUCUUCCAAGCUUUAAUUCCCAUGCUUUCCGUGUAACAUGGGAACGGGAAAAAAAAACACCCUCUUUUUUUUUUGUAUGUUCUUACCUGUUCUCUACACUUUUUUUAAAACAAGCACUCAGUGCACGUAGUACUUCUUUCAAACACUGGGAAAAUUUCGUGAGAAAGGUGAUGUCCUUUUUGCUGUUUUCUUAAAAAGCUUGCUGGACUUACGGUAUCAUGCAGAUUCUACAAAAACAAAAAAAAAAAGGACAUCUUGCUCGUUUGCGGAUGCCUUUUUCAUAGUGUUUGGGAACUGAAAAACCAACAAGGGAGGCGAGCCAUCGAGACCAAAAUGUGUUCAUUUGUCCGACUGCUGGUUAGUCUAAGGACUUUGCUGUCAGCGGUUCUUUUUUUUGGUUUCCGUCUUCCUUGACUGUUCGGCUAGUGGACCUUUUCAUUUAAUUCCGGCACUUAAUUAUUGGAAGUUACGGUUACAUAGAAAAUGUUGCUUCCAGUGUUCCUUUUCUUUUUAUGCAAAUGGAAGUGUUCCCGCUUUGUGCAUUCGCAUUCGGCAUUUUCAUGCGGGCGUAUUUGAGAACUCUAGUGCCUACUAUUUUCUGGAAAGUGGCUCAGUUGGGAGUUGCAAAAAUGGUUUUGAGUUUUGCUGAAGCUCCAAGCAACUUUUAAGCUCUACUUCCCACUUCAGUGGAGGCAGGCUGUUGCACCUGACACUUCUGAGCAGUCGGCAUAAAGUUGUGCAAGAAAUCAUUGCCUAAGAGCAUAUGCAUAAUGGCUUGAGAAGGUUUGGGCAAAACUAUACUUUUCACUAAAGCCACACUUCAGUGUAGUGCGCUGAACUUCUGACUUUCGAGCCGCCCAGUUGUUGUCAUUUGGCAACAAUGCUGAAAAAAUUGAGCCUUUUUUUCUGAUGUUUGCGAAUGUCGUAAAUUUUAAAAUUGGUACUACUUUAGUGUCAGUGUUGCAGCAGUGUCAAAAUAUUAUGUUUGCAUAUUUUCGAUGACAUACUGUUGACACACGCUACAAGCCAAGGCUUGAAGGCUGGACUGAUUAUGAGGAAUCCACAUUAUGAG
Rhipicephalus microplus (southern cattle tick) is the source of this 7725-nucleotide messenger RNA. RefSeq names its product DOT1 like histone lysine methyltransferase grappa (gene gpp). The record is from RefSeq and is a predicted model, not a curated record. Gene Ontology annotation, cellular component: nucleus. Gene Ontology annotation, biological process: DNA damage checkpoint signaling; DNA repair; regulation of transcription regulatory region DNA binding. Gene Ontology annotation, molecular function: histone H3K79 methyltransferase activity. Lineage: Eukaryota; Metazoa; Arthropoda; Arachnida; Ixodida; Ixodidae.